AUGGCGGCGUUGAUGUUCGCCAGCGCGAGGUCCUCCGCGUCGACGGACUCCUCCUCCGCGGCGGCCCCCUCCUCCGCGUCCUCGUACCACACGUCCGCGGUCUCGUACCAGCCGUCUGCAGCCGCCUCCACUAUCGCCGCGUCCUCUUCCUUCUUCGCCGCCGCCUCGGCAGCGAUGUGGAGCGCCUUGUCGCCGGCGACCUACCGCGCGUCCGCGCGCUCCUCCUCCUCCAUCUGUGUUAACCUGGACCGGGCGGCGAGGGAGAGCUUGGCCCAAGUGGUCCGCAGAGUGCGCGACAUGGCAACGGAGAGGGUGCCAGAGAAGGUGGAGGGGGAGAGGACGCCGGAGCGGGCGCGCGCGGGAACUUUUCUGCGCGUUCUACCGCCCGCCAUUGUUGUCCCGUCGAGGCCUACCAUGGCGCAGCGCCGCGCAAGGAAGAUGAACCAUGUGGCGUCUUUUUGGGUCGCCGUGUUGGGCGCAUCGUUCGACGAGUGA
Messenger RNA from Lolium perenne, 495 nucleotides. NCBI's taxonomy places the organism in Eukaryota, Viridiplantae, Streptophyta, Magnoliopsida, Poales, Poaceae. The record is from RefSeq and is a predicted model, not a curated record.